GGUGCGAGUGCGAUAUAUAUACAGAGAGGAGACUCACUUCAAACUCUGUAGUUGGGCUCCCAAUUUCACUCCUACCGACACACAACACCACCAAGAUCUGAAUCACCCUUGCAUUUCAUUUCACGUUCACCUUCAAUAAUUCUCAUCCUCUCUCUCUAGAAUGGCGCAGUACGUGAAGAAAGACGAUGAUCUCGACGAAGAAGAGUACUCCCCCUUCUGUGGAAUUGAGAAAGGAGCGGUUCUUCAGGAAGCUAGGGUCUUCAAUGAUCCUCAGUUAGAUUCGAGGAGAUGUUCCCAGGUUAUUACAAAGCUGCUUUAUCUUCUGAAUCAAGGUGAUACCUUCACAAAGACUGAAGCUACAGAAGUGUUCUUUUCAGUAACAAAACUUUUCCAGGCUAGAGAUAUUGGAUUAAGAAGAAUGGUUUAUUUGAUUAUAAAGGAGCUAUCCCCCUCUUCAGAUGAGGUUAUCAUUGUCACAAGUUCCCUUAUGAAAGACAUGAAUAGCAAGACUGACGUGUAUCGAGCAAAUGCUAUUCGUGUUCUCUGUCGCAUCACAGAUGGAACACUUCUUACUCAAAUUGAAAGAUACUUAAAACAAGCUAUUGUUGACAAAAACCCUGUCGUAGCCAGUGCAGCCCUAGUUAGCGGUAUCCACUUGCUCCAGACAAACCCAGAGAUUGUGAAAAGAUGGAGCAAUGAGGUACAAGAAGCCGUUCAAUCGAGGGCUGCACUUGUACAAUUCCACGCACUAGCUUUGCUCCAACAGAUAAGACAAAAUGACCGUUUAGCUGUGAGCAAAUUAGUGACCAGCUUGACAAAGGGCACUGUACGUUCACCUUUGGCUCAAUGCCUGCUGAUUCGUUACACCAGCCAGGUUAUUAGGGAAUCAAGCAUGAACGGUCAAACUGGGGACCGCCCAUUUUAUGACUAUUUGGAAGGAUGUCUCCGCCACAAAUCAGAAAUGGUCAUUUUUGAAGCAGCAAGGGCAAUAACAGAAUUAAGCGGUGUUACUAGCCGAGAAUUGACCCCUGCAAUUACUGUCCUUCAGCUCUUCCUAAGUUCAUCUAAGCCAGUACUUCGGUUUGCUGCUGUCCGAACAUUAAACAAGGUAGCAAUGACUCAUCCAAUGGCUGUAACUACCUGCAACAUAGAUAUGGAGAGCUUGAUUUCAGAUCAAAAUAGAAGUAUUGCAACCCUUGCCAUUACUACACUUCUCAAAACUGGCAAUGAAUCAGGUGUUGACCGUUUAAUGAAACAAAUUACCAGCUUCAUGUCUGACAUUGCCGACGAAUUCAAAAUUGUUGUGGUUGAUGCCAUUAGAUCAUUGUGUUUAAAGUUCCCUCUUAAGUUCAGAACAUUGAUGAAUUUCUUAAGCAGUAUCCUAAGGGAGGAAGGUGGAUUUGAGUACAAGAAAGCGAUCGUUGAUUCAAUUGUAACUAUAAUAACAGAUGUCCCAGAUGCAAAGGAGGGCGGGCUUCUUCACCUCUGUGAAUUCAUUGAGGACUGUGAAUUCACAUAUCUUUCAACACAGAUUCUCCAUUUUCUAGGUAAUGAGGGACCAAAGACAUCAGAUCCCAGCAAAUACAUACGGUAUAUAUAUAACCGAGUUAUACUUGAAAAUGCAACUGUUCGAGCCAGCGCAGUGAGCACUUUGGCGAAGUUCGGUGCUAUGGUUGAUUCAUUGAAGCCACGCAUAUUUGUUUUGUUGAGACGCUGUUUAUAUGAUAACGAUGAUGAGGUUCGUGACCGGGCUACACUAUAUUUAAAUACAAUUGGAGGUGACGGUUCUGUUGUUGAAACAGAUAAAGAUGUAAAAGGAUUUCUUUUUGGUUCUUUGGAUCUGCCACUAGCCAACUUGGAGACUAGUUUGAAGAACUACGAACCAUCAGAAGAACCCUUUGAUAUAAGUUCUGUUUCAAAGGCGAUUAAGUCUCAGCCAUUCGCAGAGAAAAAGGCUGCUGCUAAAAAGCCGACUGGCUUAGGUGCUCCUCCAGCUGGCCCCACUUCAACCGCCGAUACUUAUGAGAAGUUACUCUUGUCAAUUCCAGAGUUCUCUACUUUUGGACCCCUUUUCAAGUCCUCUGCACCCGUGGAGCUCACUGAAUCUGAAACCGAGUAUGAAGUCAAUGUAGUCAAACACAUAUUCGAUAAGCACGUUGUCUUCCAAUUCAACUGUACCAACACGAUUCCUGAACAGUUACUGGAAAACGUUACCGUUGUUGUGGAUGCUUCAGAAGCCGAAGAAUUUGAAGAAGUGGCAACCAAGCCAUUAACAUCGUUACCGUAUGGUACUCCGGGACAAACAUUUGUCGCAUUCGAGAAACCCGAAGGGGUUCCGGCUGUUGGCAAAUUCACCAACGUCUUGAGGUUUAUCGUGAAAGAGGUUGAUCCCUCCACCGGUGAGGCUGAAGAAGAAGACGGUGUGGAAGAUGAAUACCAGCUGGAGGAAUUUGAGGUGGUUGCAGCGGAUUACAUGCUUAAAGUUGGGGUUUCGAAUUUCAGAAACGCAUGGGAAAGUUUGGGCCCGGAUUUUGAGCGUGUCGAUGAAUAUGGGCUCGGCCCAAGGGAAAGUUUGAAAGAAGCAGUUAGUGCCGUUAUCAACCUUCUUGGCAUGCAACCUUGUGAGGGCACGGAGGUAGUUGCAGCAAACUCGAGAUCACACACGUGCUUGUUAUCAGGUGUAUACAUAGGCAACGUGAAGGUAGCUGUUCGAUUAUCAUUUGGAGUCGAUAGUGCAAAAGAGGUGGCGAUGAAACUCGCCGUUAGAUCCGAGGACGAAGCUGUAAGUGAUGCAAUUCAUGAACUAGUAGCCAACUAGUCCUUUUUUCUGUUUCUAUAAAACAAUUUUUCAACACACCUCAUUACAUUUUGAUAAAAGAUUUGUAUGUAUUUGCUUCAACUUCAAUUAUUGAUUAUCAAAAGUUUAUCCUGAAACUAAUAAAUCUUAUGGAAACGAGUUA
Molecule: messenger RNA, 2960 nt
Organism: Helianthus annuus (common sunflower)
Lineage: Eukaryota; Viridiplantae; Streptophyta; Magnoliopsida; Asterales; Asteraceae
Product: coatomer subunit gamma-2
Exons: 18
Coding region: 161-2818 (885 amino acids)
Biological process (GO): protein secretion; intracellular protein transport; intra-Golgi vesicle-mediated transport
Cellular component (GO): endoplasmic reticulum; Golgi membrane; COPI vesicle coat
Molecular function (GO): structural molecule activity
Source: RefSeq, a predicted model, not a curated record